UGUGAAUUUGAGACGUAGCCCAACUCCCUCCUCGUAGUGGGACGGCCCAUUGACACAGUAGGAUAUACCUCUGUUCACAAGUUGGGUAACUUUUCCCUCAGCAGGUACUGUACUGUAGACUGCGCUCUGUACUGCACUUGUGUGCUGGACGCGCGCGCGAUGGCUCGGAACUGACUGCUUGUACACUGAAACACAAUGGCGCCGUUUGGACGAAACUUUCUUAAAGCGCGAUUGAAAAGCAGGUCUAAAGAAACAGAGGAGACACCAACUAAAGAAAUCCAAGUUUUAGUAGGCAAAGAGGAGAAAGUUGUUUCUGGUGUCACCAAGCACACAACUUGUGCUGAUGUGGUUCAGGCUUUACUGGAAGACCAUAAGACCAUACCAGAAAGUAAAAGACUCCUGCAUGGAGAGCCAAAAGAGUUCUGUCUCCUGGAGCGGUGGAAGGGGUUUGAGAGGGCUCUGCCUCCCCUCACACGUAUCCUCCGCUUGUGGAAUGCAUGGGGUGAUGAGAGACCCUUCAUACAGUUUGUCUUAGUGAAGACUAGUGAGUUUGUAGCCAAAAGGGCUUCAAAGUCUAAGGGGCUCAGGUCUAAGAGAUGGGAGCAGGGUCCAGUGCAGUAUGCCAGGAACCUUCCUGUGGAGCGCCAGAAACGCAUGGUGAAGAAGGCCUUUCGCAAACUGGAGAAAAUGCAGAAGCCAGGAAGCUCAGAGGGUUCUGAGGAAAUUGACAAAAUGGUGCAACUUAUCAUCUCCCAGGACUACACCAUACGACAGCAACUCCACCAGAUACGAGAACUGGACCUGGAGCUCGAGCUUGUGGAGCAGCAGCUGAGAGAAAACUGUCUGCCUGAUUCCAAGCUCACUGAGACUGCUAACAGCCAAUUGCUUUCAUUGUCUAUAUUCCAGGGUGAGGAGCAACUGCAGGAAUACCUGUAUACCAGUGAUGGUAUUGCACAACUGGACCUACAGGUGCUCAGACAUCAGGAACUCAUUGAUGAGCUUUCUAGAGACAUUGACCUGGAGCUGAGGAAAGCUGUUUCCAUAUUGGAUACUGAGGAACUUGAGGGGGCAACAGCUGCAAAUCCUGCUUUGGAAUUUGACCCCAUCUCUGCCCUGUCCUCUGCAGAAUCUUUAGAGCUGGAUACCUUGCAGAGUGAGUUGGAGGCAAGUAUGAGAGCAGGAAUUUCCCUCCACACCCAAACCCAGGACCUAGAAAAGGAGCUUCAGCAUAAUGCAACAUUGCUGCAGACCAGAAACCAGGAAUACCAGCACCUUAUUGCCCAGCUGAGCUCAAUGCAGCUGGAGGACUGUGCUGAGCCAUCCAUCCCUGCUUAUCUGAAGAACCCAGUCAGGCCUGAUGUGUCCCAGAAGACCACAGGGACACUUCGACAGAAACUUUCACCUAGUGAUGUGACAGACACAGACUCAGACACUGGCAUUAGUUCUACUCAUAGUCAGGACUCACUGUCUCCUUGCGUGGACAGACAGCCCCCUCUGGACACUGAUGUCUAAAUGAUGGACAUGCAAAUAUACAAUGCAAAGCCCACUUUGUCAGCUGGUCUUGAUGAAUAGGUGGUCUCCACGAAGGUCUUUAUAAUUAGGCUCUUUCAAAGAAGCUCUUUUUAAUUAGAGCCUUGUUCAAUUGAUAGAAAUAGAUAAAAUUGUGAUGCAUUAAUAGCAAUGAACAUGUACAGCAUGUGUAACAUAUGUAGCAGCCUUGCAUAAGUGAUGUAAGCCCCUCUAUACACUGUAUGGCCAAAUGUUUGUGGACACCUGACCAUCACACCCAUAUGUAGUUCUUCUCCAAACUGCUGCCACAAAGUUGGAAGCACACAAUUGUAUAGGAUGUCUUUGUAUGCUGUACCAUUACAAUUUCUCUCCAAUCUAAGGGGCCCAUUCCAAAUGUUCCAUUUUAAGAAAAUCCUCAUUUUUCACACUUUUU
Ictalurus punctatus (channel catfish) is the source of this 1942-nucleotide messenger RNA. It is a transcript of the gene rassf9, whose product is annotated as Ras association domain family member 9. The record is from RefSeq and is a predicted model, not a curated record. The coding region runs from base 196 to 1512 and encodes 438 amino acids. NCBI's taxonomy places the organism in Eukaryota, Metazoa, Chordata, Actinopteri, Siluriformes, Ictaluridae. The transcript has 2 exons. Gene Ontology annotation, biological process: signal transduction.